Molecule: messenger RNA, 1958 nt
Organism: Syngnathoides biaculeatus (alligator pipefish)
Lineage: Eukaryota; Metazoa; Chordata; Actinopteri; Syngnathiformes; Syngnathidae
Gene: ccdc3a
Product: coiled-coil domain containing 3a
Exons: 3
Coding region: 526-1416 (296 amino acids)
Biological process (GO): negative regulation of gene expression
Cellular component (GO): extracellular region
Source: RefSeq, a predicted model, not a curated record
GGAGUUUUAUUCGAAUUCACCGCAUACUGUCUCAGGUUUGUCAGAAACGCAUCGAAAAGCUCCAUUCCGUCAUGUUAUUCAACUUAAAAUCCACUAGGAGGCAGAAUUGUAUCAGCGCAUUUACGAACAAAAACUUGGGGAGUUAUCAAAAGAGCAUUACAGGAGAACAAACACAAUUUAAAUACAAGUUAAAUUAAUCUGUCGUUGUAGUAAUAACAUCGAGGGUAGGUCAUUAUUGUAUUUUUUUUUUUACGAAAAGCAGGAAAGAAAGAAGGGAAUAAAUGGAUGGGGUCGAAGUUUGAUAGAAGUCACUUUUCCACGAGUCCGUGAAGGCAGCACCGCUGCUCCCCGCAGAGCUCCUGAGGGGGGGGGGGAGGCGUGCGAGCUCGACACUUCGGAGCAGGUUCAUUAAAUGCAACUUUUGGGAUUUAUGGAGCUGAGCAAUUUAAGACCGCGCCGGGUGCCGUUUAUUAUCGCGAUAUUCUAACUCCGACUGCAUUCGCAUCAUCCGUCCAGGGGUCUGCGAUGACUUCCGCGGUGGUUCUCCUCGCACUUCUUGGCGUUUUGACGCACCGGGACACUUUUACGCACGCCUGCCAGUUGCCGUCCGAGUGGCGGCCGCUGAGCGAGGGAUGCCGAGCGGAGCUGGCCGAAAUCAUCGUGUACGCCCGGGUUCUGGCCAUCCACCGAGAACCGCUCGGCGGCGGGGGGGACAGCGUCUACAACUCGCUCCCCGUCGGAUUCGGGUACGGGUACGAGGGCGCCGAGGAAGGGCUGCUCUACUCGGCGGAGGCGGAGCUGCUGUGCGACCAAGCAUGGGGGAGCAUGCUGGAGGUCCCGGCGGGGUCCCGGCUUAAUUUCACCGGCCUGGGCUACCUCUCGUGUCAGUCUCACACGGUGAUGGAGAACUACUCCUACUUCUUCUUCCUCAGGAUGGACGAGAACUACAACAUCCUGCCCCACAGCGUCAACUUCCAGGACGCCAUCUUCCCCGACACGGCCGACAACCGCCGCACCUUCUCCAGCCUCUUCCAGUUCUCCAACUGCACCCAGGGGAGCCAGCCGUUCCACACCUUCAGUCCCGAGUGGGACACUGUGGAGGACAGCAGGCUGCUGUGCUCCUCCGUGCAAGCGGCGCUGUUCGACGAGGAGGAGCGAGGCCGCGAGCUCCGGGAGCGCCUGGCCGCCGCCGAGCGCAGGAACAAGCAGCUGAAGGGGCGCGUCCGCAAGGUGAAGCGCUCCCUGAGGAACGCCCGCAAGGCCACGCGCAAGGCCGAGCAGGAGGCCCAGGACCUGCUGGCGAAGCUCAAGGCGGCCGAGCGCCAAGCCGGCCUCCACCUCAACGCCAUCACGCAGGAAGAACUGCCGCCGGGGCGAUACGCCGGCCCGGCCCUGCGCCAGAGAAUGCAACUCUGAUGGAUGGCGGGAAACAACGAGAGGCUGCUGGGCGGUCUUUAUGGACUCAACCUAUCGUGUAAAUAAAAUACUGCACGUAUGAUUACCACUGUGGCGGGCAGCGCAUUAGGUCUCCGGGCCUACAGUGGGACUUUCUCCAAGUAAUCCACUACAAUCAUUAAUAAGUAUUAAUGUGCGGAGCUCAGACAAGUGGCAUGUUUUGCUAGCCGGAGUUUUCAUGGAAUUUCACGGAACAAUUUGAAGUUUCUGUAGGUGGACUGGAUUGCUAUAACACAAAAUUGGUCUCGAUCCAGAUUUCAUGGGAGGAGAUCACAAAAACAGGCCUCCUGAAGAUGAGUCAGAGUACUUGUACUUGCCUUUCGCAGAUACAGUUGCAACGUCUCCUCUGCGCAUCGUCGGUCCAAACGCAGACGGCCGUGCGGGUCAGACGGAACGCCGCUGAAAUUCAGAGUCGUUUAGUUCUGUGUAAACAAGCCCGGUGGAGUCACUUUGGGUUUUGGAAAACCGAGUAUGCAUCACACUUUGCUUUUUACCAGAUGAAG